AUGAAGGACAAGCUACUGGUGGAAAAGACCUCAUUUUGCAUUUACCAAUUCGUGUGUUCCUGUGGAACCACUUACAUUGGUCGUACCACCCGCCGCCUGGCUGAACGCAUUCGAGAACACCAUCCCAGCUGGCUUAGUCGUGGAUUGAAGAAACCCGGCGGGACAGCGAUCACGGCUCAUUUGGUCGAAACUGAGCAUCGUGUCAGAAUGAGUGAAGCGGUCAUUGCCCAUCUACACGAUCACCGGGGUGAGAUCGAAGCAGGUCAAGCACCGCGUACUGUCAACAGCCGAAGCGAUCGCGAUUCGGUUGAACAACCCCUCCUUGUGCGUUCAAAAAAGUCGGUCAGAGCCCUGGAUUUACCGUGGCCAGCCAUAAAUGCUAGAAUGACAUAA
Messenger RNA from Echinostoma caproni, 393 nucleotides. The record is from the annotation of a GenBank genome assembly. NCBI's taxonomy places the organism in Eukaryota, Metazoa, Platyhelminthes, Trematoda, Plagiorchiida, Echinostomatidae.